Messenger RNA from Colletotrichum acutatum, 1026 nucleotides. RefSeq names its product chaperonin 10-like protein. The transcript has 5 exons. Gene Ontology annotation, molecular function: oxidoreductase activity, acting on NAD(P)H. Bases 1 to 1026 code for a protein of 341 amino acids. NCBI's taxonomy places the organism in Eukaryota, Fungi, Ascomycota, Sordariomycetes, Glomerellales, Glomerellaceae. The record is from RefSeq and is a predicted model, not a curated record.
AUGUCGAGAAACAAGGCUGCUUGGCUUACGCGUGCAAAGAACUAUCCAUUCAAGGUUGACGAUGCCCCGUUUCCGACUGCCGGGCCAGGCGAGGUAGUCAUCAAGAACAUAACAACUGCUCUGGAGAAUCCUGCAGAAUGGAAGAUCCAGGAUAUGGGCAUCAUCGUGCAGAAGUAUCCCACAGUUCUCGGAGCAGAUGCAGCAGGUCUCAUCGAGGAGGUUGGCGACGGCGUGACACAUCUCAAAAGAGGACAACGGGUCAUAGGGUACUGUACCGGGCUAGGCAAGCAGAACCACGAGUUUGGAACCUUUCAGCUCUACAGUAAAGCAGACGCGAACCUUGUCUCCCCCAUCCCAGGUGACAUGAGUUUCGAAAGCGCCUCAGUCUUACCUCUCGCUAUCGCAACAGCUGCAGUAGGACUCUACAAGAAGCAGCAUCUCGGGCUACCACUCCCAUCUCACAACCCGCGCCAAACGGGCAAGACGGUCCUGAUAUGGGGCGGUGCGUCAUCUGUAGGAGGUACUGCGGUGCAGUUGGCCGUCGCAUCAGGGCUCAGAGUGGUUACCACGGCUUCACAGCGCAACUUUGACAAGGUGUUGGAGCUGGGAGCUGAGGUGGUCCUUGAUUACCACUCUGAUACCCUAGUCCACGACGCGUUGAAGGCAUUGUCUGGGGCGGAUCUUGUCGGUGUGUACGAUGCCAUCUCGGGCCCAGAAUCGUUAGAGCCCAUUAGUUCAAUUUUGGAUCAAAUUAGGCGAUGUAAGGUCACAGUUGUGUUACCAACGGAGGACGACUAUGGGAAGAACAUGGAUAUUAGCAUGAUGACUGCCUAUCAGAUAACACAAGACGCAGAGGAGGUGCAGAAUCCCGUGUGGAGAAAUUUUGUUCCGGGUGCUCUUAAGAACGGCCAGCUAAAGCCGAAGCCGGACCCUGAGGUAGCUGGCAAAGGCCUCGAGUCGAUCCAAGCUGGACUUGAUGUGUUGAAGCAGGGCGUAUCUGCUAAGAAGUUAGUUAUCCAGCUCUGA